UUCACUGCCAACAUGUCCGUCAUCGGUUCCUUGAUCUUCUGCACCGACUGCGGCAAUCUGCUGCGCGAGUCCACCGGAGAUGCGAAUGCGACUCUACACUGCAUGGUCUGCGGAGCCCGGAACAAGGACACUGUCCCUGACACCAUCGUCUCGGAAUCGAAGCCCUCCGCAUUCCCCUCGGCACUGAGAGCCAGGCGAUCUGCAGUCCAGACCCUGUCUGCCGAAGACCGGAAAACAGAGGCCCUUAUAGACAAGGUUUGCGAAAAAUGUGGGCGCAAGCAGAUGUUCUUUACCACCGUCCAGCUGCGCAGUGCAGACGAAGGAAGUACCGUGUUCUUUCGCUGUGUUUGUGGUCACAAGGAAACCACGAACAACUGA
Messenger RNA from Penicillium cinerascens, 378 nucleotides. Its product is annotated as DNA-directed RNA polymerase I core subunit RPA12. The transcript is spliced from 3 exons. The coding region runs from base 13 to 378 and encodes 121 amino acids. Gene Ontology annotation, molecular function: DNA-directed RNA polymerase activity; zinc ion binding; nucleic acid binding. Gene Ontology annotation, biological process: termination of RNA polymerase I transcription; DNA-templated transcription. Gene Ontology annotation, cellular component: RNA polymerase I complex. Lineage: Eukaryota; Fungi; Ascomycota; Eurotiomycetes; Eurotiales; Aspergillaceae. The record is from RefSeq and is a predicted model, not a curated record.